Messenger RNA from Phascolarctos cinereus (koala), 4186 nucleotides. It is a transcript of the gene CXCL12, whose product is annotated as C-X-C motif chemokine ligand 12. Gene Ontology annotation, molecular function: chemokine activity. The record is from RefSeq and is a predicted model, not a curated record. NCBI's taxonomy places the organism in Eukaryota, Metazoa, Chordata, Mammalia, Diprotodontia, Phascolarctidae. Gene Ontology annotation, biological process: immune response; defense response; chemotaxis. Gene Ontology annotation, cellular component: extracellular region.
AGAGGAGAGGAGAGAGCGUGUAGAGGCGCACACUGCUGCUGGACUUUCACUCUUCUCUCGCCUGCUGACCCUUGAACACCUCGCAGCUUCGACCUCGGCUUCCCAACCUAGGAUCAUGGACGUGAAAGUGGUCGCCCUGGUGACCUUGCUGGUGGCAACACUUGCGCUCUCCGAGGGAAAACCAGUCAGUCUGAGCUACAGAUGUCCCUGCAGAUUCACCGAGAGCAACGUAGCCAAAGCCAACAUCAAGCAUCUCAAAAUCCUCAACACACCCAAUUGUGCUCUCCAGAUCGUGGCAAAGCUGAAGAGCAGCAGCAGACAAGUAUGCAUUGAUCCUAAAUUAAAAUGGAUUCAAGAAUACCUGGAAAAAGCUUUAAACAAGAGGUUCAAGAUGUAAAAGGCACGCAUUGUUAAGACUGAAGCCUGAAGGAUUUCUUACUGUAGGACCAGAAAGCAGAUAACAAGUAUUAGGGAAGGAGUGCUCAUGGCUGUCACCAGGCAGCUCUAGGGAUGGCUAAUGCAUUUCAAAGGCUCUGUUUUGCACAAAUCCUGGCUUGCUUUCACUGUAUUAUUAUGUAGCAAGAUAUAUGGUGUUUAUUUUUUAUUAAGUUUCUUCUAUUGAAUGUCACUGGUGACAGAUAUGAACUCGUUAGACUAAGUUCUUUAUUUUUACUUAUGUUAUCAUUUUUCCUGUGUGAGCCCUAGUUUAUCUUGCACUCAGCAUUUGGGGCACACCAAGAGUUACUGGGUUUUAUAUAUAAAUAUAUGGCAGGACAUGAGCUACAGUAUGUGCCAAGAUCUUUAGCUGAAGAGUAUGACUUAUUGACAUGAAGGAUACGGCCAUUUUAGGAAUAUGGGCCCAGAAUAACAGACACCAAUGUUGGCCCAGUAUUAGGUGGGUGGCCUGAUUUUUUUUUUAAUUAGUAUGUUGCUCUUGAGUUAAUUCCCUCUCUUCAUGUGAGAACAGAGAGCAUCUUUUCAGGUCACGAGGAAGUCAUCUAGGAAGAUGAUAGAUGCUCACAAGGUUGGCCCAUUACUGGCCAUUGUCAAAAAUGUGAGGGCAGAGCAGGGCUACACCAUCCAUGUUGUCACCUGCAUCCCAUCAUUUUCUCCUCAUUUUCAUUUUUUUUCUCCAUCCAUCACCACAUGUAUCUGAGACUGUCUUUGUCCAUGGCACAGGAAAAAAAAACCUCUGAAGACUAAACUUUUGAUUUAAACCAAGCAUUGAAAAAUAAGUGGAAAUCUGUCAUGUCCCAAAGGUAUACUGCCAAUGCUGUGUGUUUCAUAUGUGUCUUGUAUGGAAUAUUGUCAAAAUGUCAAAUGCUGUGUUUUUGUGUAGAAUUGAUGUCAAACAGUAUGCCCAAUGUGAAAUGCUGUAUGUUCUGUUGGAAUGCAAAAGCUGGGAUUGAGCAUGUAUACCCUGAUGUCUCUUGACCCUGCUGCCAAUUUGUCAAUGUGUGUGUACGUAUAUCCCUUUGUUUUGGGGUUGUUUUAAUUGCCUCGCUGAUCAGAGGAUAAACAAUGUUCCCUUCCCUCAGUAGAACACAGGGUGAUCAGGGUGGUCACUGAGUUAGCCUUCCAGGGCUGCAGGCUAAGCACCUUGUCAUGGGGACCAAAGCUUUUGGAAAUUAUUGGGGAAGCUUUACUCUGCUGCAGUGAGGACUAGGAAACUUAGAAAUCAGAAUGUCCUGAAAAGACUCCUCCUCCUGUACUGUCAAUAGCAGACAUUUUUUUAAAAAAGUGAGGCACUACAACAUGAAAACAUCUCCUAAAUAACAAUUUGACUUGGUUCUACACCUGUACUAAUCUGGAAACCAUACCCCUUCUCUGUGCUUACAAAGGGGACCUGACCCACUCAUUUUUCAGCAUCAACCCUCUCUAAUUCUUUUUGGAAAGGAGUUAUUUGGCAUUGUCUUAAAAUAGAUCAGGCAGGAGGCAUCCACCAUCUCUACUUUCAGUUUGAUCCCAUGUGACCUCAGCCUGUUCCUACCCUGUCUUUUAGUUCCUGAGAAUUAUGGGCCUUUUUUUUUUCCCUUUGAGAUGAGUGACCAAAAUGUCACACUUAUUAAUUCAACAAAGUGCCUACUAUAUGCUAGGUCCACUGCUAUUUCCCUUGCCUCAGUUUAAAUCCUUUCUCAAUCUAUGAAAUCAGUGAUAAAAUAUGAAGACCAGUUGACAGGCCAAGACAAGAAAUAAGCAGCACAUAAAUUAUGUGUACACACAGUAAGAGGAAAAUUGGAUUUAAAAUUUUUUUGGAUUUAGUAAUCUAAGGGAUUAUCAAUAGCAUCUGUUAAAAAUUUUAACAUUUCUAUGUUGAACCAGGACAUGAUUCCUUUAAAUUGGAUCUGAUUAAGGGAAGAAGUUGAAUUUGUCAGCUGAAGUCAUUUCUUUAUUCUAAUUUACUAGAAUCACUUCCCAAUAUCCUUUGUUGUUUUAAAAAAGCUGAAGACCACAAUGAAUUUCAAGACUUGUCUAACUGGGUCCUUGACUUGAGAUUAACUUGUCUUAUCCCUAAUUUAGUUUCUGAAUCACUUAUAAAGCAAAAUUUUGGUGGAAACAUGUUAGGUUUUUUGUUUUUACAAAGGUUCAGAGGUUCUAAAGGAUUUAGGUCUUCCAUCUAGGCUUCUUAGAUAUUUGGAAUCCUGACUCAAUACUCUUGGUAGAUUCCAAAAUCUGUAGGUCUUAUAAAUGAGAAGAAAGUUACAUUUCUGUUUUUUUAAAUUUUUUUUUUAAUUUCAGUUAACUACAGUUUUUUAGGAAAUUUUUCAUGGCUUUGUCACCUAGAGGAUAGUAGAGACGGGAAGAAAAAUGCUAUUGUGUAAGAAACAAAUCUCCCCACCCCCAAGUUGACCAAGAUAGGCAUUCAUUGAAACAGCCCAUUUGCAAAUGAAUAUUCACUAAGUGCUCCUUGAUUUUAGAGAUUUGUGUUUUGUAGACCAUGAGGCCACUCAACCCCAUGGAAUAAUAAAAGGGCAUUUGUCUUGAUACUGAAUCUUUCCUAUUGAAGUCCCAGCUCCCCAUUCACAUCCAUUGCAUCAGAAAUGUUGAAUGAGGAAAGUAAAGCUGCAACCCAAGUUUGUUUGUGUUAAAAAAAAAAAGAUGACUGGGUUUCAGUAUUUUGUACUGUUGUCUGUGUUACAUGCCAUUGUUGUUUAAGUAUCCCAACUUCAAGUGGACCAGUUGAGUCCUGGAUGCUGAGUCUGAGUAGAAGAGAGUUCAGCUAUGAAACUUCACCAAAGAUGAAGUUAGAGAAAAGAAUCAUUUUGGGGUAGGGGCCUGCAUAGCUACUAACAGCAUCUGUAAGCAGGAGAGGAUUAAAAGCAUGUAGACAGAAUAAGAAGCAUAUUUUCAGUAAAUGUCACCCUAUCUAUUGUGGAAAACCACACACGCUCUCCAGCAGGGAGGAAAUGUGAGCCAGGAGACUGAAUCAUAUCUGGAGUGGUGACCUUGGACAACAGUAUGUUUUCACAGCUUUAAUUUCAAUUUUAGGACAGUGAAUUCAUUUUUUAUUUUACAUUGUGAUGACCUUGUAGUACAAGAUGGUGCCAUUUGAAUCUGAGGGUAUACCUGGGGGUGGAAUUAAAUGAUUUCUUGGGUGUUUUGUGUACAUCUACACCCCUCCAUUGCCACUACUCAAGUCUUCUUGGUAUAAUUUGAUUUCUCUAAUCAACAAAAAGUCAGUAUCAUCACUUCUUUGGGAGCUUUGGACCUUCCUCCCUUUGAAAUCCUUCACUGACACACAUUGGACAGGGAAAACACACCUGAGAAAUGCCUGUUACCAAAAUGAUAGCUUUAUUUAUUUUUCUGGUUAGAAAUUUCUAGGUUCGAGACAUGACCAACCCACAGGCACUAUCAAGGGCCCAGAAGGAACCAUUUGCCCUAGAAAAAAUGUUCAUAAAAGCUCAAUCCCCGAUCAAUUAUAACAAUAUUGUUGUGUUGUUGCUGUAGUUGUUGUAAAAAUGUGAUAAAUACUGUAUUUUGUAUUUUUUAAAAAAGCAAAUCUCCCAUAUAAUGUGAAAAAGAAAGUUCCUCCAGAAGGCAGCUGUAGUGUAUACAUCAUGCUUCUUUUUUAAAAAAAGAGUAACUCCUUUUGAGAAAGAAAAACAUGUUUUUCAUCACAUUCAUGUCUUUGAUGGAUGUAUAUGCACUUAUCAUUUUCCUAAUAAAGAUCUGUAUUCAAACAUAA